Messenger RNA from Emiliania huxleyi CCMP1516, 806 nucleotides. RefSeq lists its product as hypothetical. Lineage: Eukaryota; Haptophyta; Isochrysidales; Noelaerhabdaceae. Bases 29 to 715 code for a protein of 228 amino acids. The transcript has 2 exons. The record is from RefSeq and is a predicted model, not a curated record.
CCCAGGCUGUUUUGCUUGCUCAUUCCGGAUGGCGAUGUUUUUGCACAAGAGCGCGGGCGAUCAGGGCAAUCUGGACAAUACGCGCAAGGCUGCGGCCGCCGUCGUGGCCGAGCGCUGGGCGGCUCAGAUAAGGAAACUGGCUGAGUCGGACGCGCGUGCCGGAGAGGCUGAGGCGACGCUGAAAGACAUCGCCGCCCUCAUCCCCUCCUCCUACCCUUGCGACAUUCCGCUGCGGAUGCGAGUAGUGGCACUCGCGGCAGCUGCUGCAAAAGGCGAGGCGGAAACCUCGCGACUCCGCGCUGAGCUCCAGCAGGCAGCAUCUGCCCAAGAGGCAGCUGAGGCCGCCCUGGCUGCAGCGGAGGAGGCUGCGGUGGCCGCUGCGGCCGCUGCGGCCGAGAAGGACGUGCCGAGCUGGUUGCGCGGUGCCGAGGCGAUGCUCAACGGCAGCGCUGGGGAUGGUGGGGGCCGCGAGCUGUGGGCCGCCGCGGUGAUCUCACGGCUGGCGAGAAGAUGGCUAUCUGGCUUCCGGCGGCGUCUGGCGAGGGCGCUCGUUGAGGCGAAGCUGAGGAUUGCCGAACUGGAGUUUGAGGCCGAUGAGGCCCGAGGCGCGGCUCGCAAGCUCGCAGGCGAUGUUUCGGGUCGAGAGUCGGGUCAGAGCACGCCCAAACGGCGCGGCAGGAGCAGCAGAGGCAGCCAGGCCAAGAGUGGCAAUUAGCACGGCGAUCGAGCACGGCUAGACGGGCCCACGAGGAAGAGGGGGAGCUCCCACCGCGCCGUGAAGCCAUCAUAAAGGAGGUAGUUAUCAG